Messenger RNA from Lachnellula hyalina, 690 nucleotides. RefSeq lists its product as uncharacterized. The transcript has 3 exons. NCBI's taxonomy places the organism in Eukaryota, Fungi, Ascomycota, Leotiomycetes, Helotiales, Lachnaceae. The coding region runs from base 1 to 690 and encodes 229 amino acids. The record is from RefSeq and is a predicted model, not a curated record.
AUGGCUAAACAAGCGCUCCAAGUCAUUUUUAUUCCCCAUCGCCCAGUUCCUGACGAUGCAGAAAUCAACAAAGAUCUCUCGCCAGCUUUUGAUAUCUUAUUGCAUCAUUGGUGGACGCUGAACGUCUUUCCCAGAGCACCUGGUCUCCAGGCCCUUUGGCGCGGCAAGAAAUAUGAAGACCGCUUCACUCAAAUCGCCAUCCUUCUUUGGUCCUCGCAAGACUCCAGCCAUGCGUUCUUCACCUCCCCCGCGUAUGCUACUUUCCAUAAAGUCCUGCAACCAGCGAUGAAUGGGCGCCACAUCACAUGGCAAAAUCAUGCGCUGCUCAACACUACAGGCAUCGAUGAUGUAGCGCACCUGAAAGCAACGCUCAAUAGUCCUGCCAUUGAAGUUGCACUUACGAAAGUUGUCGAGGGUGGUGUAGCGGGAUAUUAUGAGAAUUUUAGCAAGGUGGUAGUUGGGAUUCUGAAUGAGGACCCAGGUUGCGACGGGCAUUUCAUAAGCCCGUUGAUAGAGAAUCCGCAAGACCAAUUAUUGUUGAUCAAUUGGAAGAGUGUAGAUGCACAUCAUGAGGAAUUUGAGAAGAGGCCUGGCUUUAAGGCGUGCAUUGAUGCGCUUUUUACGUAUUAUAAGGAGUUUGUGGUGCCGUGGCACAUUGUAGAGCUUAAGCUAGUUUAUGGAUCGCUAUAA